GCAAUUGGACUGUGAGGGCGUGUAGGAAAAGAAAAUGAGUGGAAAAUAUUUUACGCGAUUGUUGUUGUUGUUUUUUUUGCUCUGGUAGGAAAGGAAUUGAAACGCGUACAGUCUUUUUGCAGCGGAUGGCUUGGGCUAGGAAAUUGAGUGCAUGCGGCUGUUGGAUUGAUUAGCGAAUCUGGUUACUUAAUGUGAUAGUGGAGACUAUUUUUCCCUGCUGUAGGAAGCUAUGUUCUUUGAAGUUGCAUUUUCAAUUUAUACAAUUUUACUUUUACCUUUAGCGGCCUUGAAACGGUAUCUUUUGUAACGUAUAUACUGUCUUGAACGUUAAUAAUAAUUAAACAACUUUUUAAGUGUGCUAGGAAAAAGUUUAAAUAAAAAAAGUUGAGUUUUGCGAUUUGAAUUUGGGUUUAAAAUAUAAAUGUGCAACGAAUGAUUCAAAAAUUAAUUAUAAUAAUCGUAAAUUACUAUUCGUUCUAUACUUGAGCCAUCAAAGUAACCAUAAGGAUACAUUGAUUAGAGAGAAGUUUAGAUCAACCUGUCAGUAAUUAGUUUGUGGGAGAAGAGUUUAAACGCAAUAUUGCACUUAGCUACAUAAAAACAGUUCCUCAACUUCAACAAUGCAAGCUCAAACGUCUACGAAUUCGAAAAAGGAAUCGUCCACCAAUCUGAUAAAAUCGAACUCAACUACACCAGCCCAAUGUCCCAUGCCGGACUGUGAUCAGUCCUUGCUUGCAUCGAAUUUUCUGCAGCACUAUCUGCGUGACCAUUCGAACCUGAGCUUCAUCUCAAUCGAAGAUCGUGAAACGAUGCUGUUCCAUUUCAAGGAAAGUGCCUUCCCAUUAAACAAACCGUACUGUCUUGGUGUGCUGGCAUACGGUGGACAUGAACCUUGCCGAUCGGAAAAUCGUCCCGCAAUGUUAGGCUACGCGGUGGAAAAUCAAUUCCUGCCCCAGCGUUUCAAGUCGUUGAAACAUUUCCUACCAGUGCUGGUGAUGGGUUGCCGGACAACACGUUUGGAUGGGCAGGAAAGUGUCACUCAAGGUGAUCACGAUGAAGAGAAAAAUGUGUCCAUAGUUUUCUGGCUGCUAACGAUGGGUACGGGUGUCCAAGUGUUGGGCUAUCUGUCCAUUAGCGAUGUUUCGUUGCGUCAACAACGACGAAGGAUGGUGCAGUUGUGUGAAUUGACCAACUCCAGUUCGGAAUUUCCGGGAAUGAAUUGUCCGCGGAAGGAAUGGAACAUGUUGCAACUGAAUCGUCGUGAAAUCGAUCUUCUGUCACACGAUGGUACUGCGUUGAUAAAGUUAGAAGUGAUGAUUGAUGGGCCACGUUAAAUAAAUAAAAAGGGAAAGUUGGUACAAACAACAUUGAA
This is a messenger RNA of Anopheles funestus (African malaria mosquito), 1372 nucleotides long. RefSeq lists its product as uncharacterized. The transcript has a single exon. Lineage: Eukaryota; Metazoa; Arthropoda; Insecta; Diptera; Culicidae. Bases 621 to 1334 code for a protein of 237 amino acids. The record is from RefSeq and is a predicted model, not a curated record.